Messenger RNA from Symbiodinium pilosum, 390 nucleotides. The record is from the annotation of a GenBank genome assembly. NCBI's taxonomy places the organism in Eukaryota, Dinophyceae, Suessiales, Symbiodiniaceae.
AUGCAGGAGCUGGGCAUCCGGGGUAUAGCAAACGUUGCCUCUUCUGUGUGCAUUUACACUCCGCGCGGGGAAGUGUCCCCAAAAGACAUGCGGAUGCUUCAUAUAGAUGCCGAUGAUGAUGAGCAUUAUCCACUGCUGGAGAAGCACUUGUGCGAGUUCGAAAUGUUCAUCCAGAAGGCAAAAGAAGACGGCGUCAAGACAGUGGUUCACUGCAAAGCCGGCCAGAACCGGAGUGCUGCCCUAUGUGCAGCUUACCUCAUUCACGCUGAGCGCAUGAAGCUGAUGGAUGCUAUCCAGCUUUUGGUUGAAAGACGCGGUCUUGUUCUCACAAACUGCCACUUCCUGCAAGAGCUCGUUCAGCUGGCGCGGUCGGAGCAUCUGCUGGACUAA